AUGCCACCUAAAAGAGGUGAUUCUCUGGGCGGCAUCCUCAUCUUCGGCACGCUCUACGCUGUCGCUGCGACAGGCAUCGCAAGCCUAUUUCCUCAAAAUGAUGAUAAGAAAGAGACUAAGGAAGAGACCAAACAAGAUGAGAAAUCUUGGCUACAAAGAAAUACCCGAGUUAAGGAACGGGGCUAUUAUAUCCGCCAAGCUCUAGAGGAAUUCAAGGACAACGAGAACACUGAACCAAGAAAACUAAGAAAAGCAGAAUCUCUCCCAUUAACUGAGCAAGAUCGCUUGCAAGGAGAGAGCUUGUUGAAGCGCUCAGAACAAUUGAUUAGAGACAAAGAAUCCUACAUCGCGUAUUUCAUGAACAGAAAUAAGAGCAAGAAUGACGGUGGGACUGAUAAAGAUGGGAAAUAUCAGUCCCCGGCCAAUUCUCAACCUCCCAACUUCCCCAACUUGCUAUCCGACACCAUUAUGAAUUGCAACACAGAUCCCUAUCUGCUAGGCUGA
Messenger RNA from Fusarium oxysporum Fo47, 504 nucleotides. RefSeq lists its product as uncharacterized. The coding region runs from base 1 to 504 and encodes 167 amino acids. The transcript has 2 exons. NCBI's taxonomy places the organism in Eukaryota, Fungi, Ascomycota, Sordariomycetes, Hypocreales, Nectriaceae. The record is from RefSeq and is a predicted model, not a curated record.